Drosophila mojavensis is the source of this 849-nucleotide messenger RNA. RefSeq names its product accessory gland protein Acp32CD (gene Acp32CD). The transcript has 2 exons. Lineage: Eukaryota; Metazoa; Arthropoda; Insecta; Diptera; Drosophilidae. Bases 24 to 740 code for a protein of 238 amino acids. The record is from RefSeq and is a predicted model, not a curated record.
CUGUUUAGAGUCUAUUUGGGAUCAUGAGGACCCGGCUGAGCAUUCGCAUACUGGCCCUAGGACUGCUGCUCUGGCAACUGCAGGCCACCGCGGUGCGGGCCCAGAAGUACUACAUGAAUUUUGCGUUCAACAACAACAAUCCCAACGAUGGAUCGAGCGGGUCGGAAACCACGCCAUCUGGCAGCAAUAGCGGGCAGACCAGUCCUGAUCCGGGCAGUGGUGAAAACGGUGGUGCCGGUGGCAGCACUGACAAUAAUAGCGGCAAUACCGCCAAUACUGACGCUGUUGACAAUAAUGGCAGCGGUACUGGCGGUGGUGGCGGUGGCGGCGAAGGAUCCAAUCAAGGUGUGGAUGGUGGUAAUGGCAGCGGUAACAAAUCUGGCAAAGAAAAGAGUAAAGAGGAUGGACAACGAUUCUUGGAUGAAGAUGACGACGACAGUGAUAGCCACGAUACGCCGGAUCGACGCGCCAAACAGCUGCAGGCGGCAGAAAAUCAAAACAGGCCGGCCAACGAUCACAGCCAUCACAGCAGCUAUGAGAUCAGCAUCGAUGAUAGCUUCGGCGGCCGAUAUGUUCGCUCCAUAUACGAGAGCUCCGAGAGUCAUGGCCACUCAGGCAGCAACCCGCGCUCGGGAUCUCAGCAAAAUAAAGCGGAUAGUUCCGGCAGCAAUUUAAAGGAAACGGGAGGUAAAGAAAGGAUGUAUAAUGACGACGACUACGAGGAAUUCAUCGAGCGCUAGGGCUUACUGGUCUAGAUCCUCAAACGGGAAUCCACAGCCCAAUGACUUUACAAUUAAUGAAUUUUUGCCCAUUAAAAAUUGUAUAAUUAAUAAAGGAAUUGUCUUAAAA